Tetrahymena thermophila SB210 is the source of this 2434-nucleotide messenger RNA. RefSeq lists its product as hypothetical. The transcript is spliced from 15 exons. The annotation marks the transcript as partial. The record is from RefSeq and is a predicted model, not a curated record. Lineage: Eukaryota; Ciliophora; Oligohymenophorea; Hymenostomatida; Tetrahymenidae.
AUGCUUGAAUUUAUAUAUUUAUACUUUUUUAUACUUAUUGUUCAAUUAUCAAACCAUGUAAAUGCAAUUACAUGCAGUGCUAACAAAUGCUUUGAUGUAAAAAUUAGUAGCUGCAACGAUAUUUUACCCAAUUAUACUGGAGUAAACACCCAAGGAAUUUGUGUUAGUGAUAGAGAGGAUUCUAUUAUAUAAUAUUGUGCUAAAAAUUCUAACUUAAUAUGCAUGAAUUCAUCCAAUACUAUGUGCAUUUUACUUAAUUCUAAUCCAAAUGAUGCUUUUAUAGGCAGUUAUAUGGAUAAUAACUAGAAUUUCAUUUGCAUUCAACAAACUGAUAUCUAAUUGAAGUCAAUUAACCCAUCUAGUAUUUAAUUCUUAAAAGAAGGAUAUUAUUAUAAAAAUGACAACUUUAUAUAUUAAGGUUAAUAAGUCUAAAGUAGCUUUUUGUGCAAUUGCUCUGAAAACAGCUAUUGCUAUGAUGGAAAAAAUUGCACUCAAAUGGAUAAAAAUUUAUACGCAGGAAAAAAUAUUGAUGGAUAAUGUGUAGCCCUAUCAGUAUUAGAUAAUGUUGUAAGUUGCUUUGAUGACGAGCUAACAAUUUGCUUAUUUUAGAUCUCUUAAAAUAGUUCAAAAUGCAUAUUUUAUGCUUAAAAUAUAGAUGUGAUAGGAGUGUUUAACUACUAAAAUAUCCUUGAUAAUAAUUAACAAAUAAUUGGAAUUACCUCUAAAUUUAAUUGCUUUCUAUCUAAUUCGACUGUAAACUUAUCUGAUCCAAUCUAAUAAUGCCUUUAAGGAUACUGUAUUUCUUAAAAUAAAUGCAUCCAAAUGAAUAGCUACAAUGUAAUCUCUAAAAGGCAAGACUAAACAUGUGGUGGAAACUCUGAAAAAAAAUUUUUAGAAUGCUACACAUCUAAAAUAUAUAAAACAACCUGCAUAAAUGGAGAUUCAUGUGAAUUAAUACUUUAAAGUAGUAAUUUUGUCGGAGCAUUGACAAAUUUUAACUGCGUAACAACUAAUUAGGAAAUUAUUAUUGAUCAAGGACCUAAGAUUUUGUACUGCUCUUAAUAUUUUUGUAUAAGUGAAUAUAAAGAUAAAAUUGUUGUUGGGCAUGAUUUAUUGGGAAAUAUCUAUUAAACAGUACAAAAAUAGAAAUGUUAGCAGAUAGGUUCGUAAAAAUAAGAUUCUUUAGGAUUUUGUGAAAGCUCAAAUUCUCUUCAAAUUAUUUGCCAAGAUGAUGACUAAUGCUUGUAAUAUAACCCUGCUUAAAAAAAUAAAUAGUGUGUAAAAUUAACAACAGAUUUGACAUAGCCUAACUUCGCAAAAGAAUUAAAUACAUAAAAUUGUUUGCCUUACUAACCUAUCACUGGUAAGGCAUAAAAUAUUGAUAAAUGCCCAAAUGGAUUUUGCGUUUACAUGUAGUCUGAAACUUAAAAGUAUUGUGUAGCUCUUGGCUCUUUUAUAAAUGGAAAUCAAUACAUAGGUGUAGAGCUUUUUUCUUAAAUUUGUUUAUAACAGCUGCAACUUUCAUAUUUAGGAAUUUCAUGGUGUUAUGGAGAUAAUUGUGUCCUUAAAUAUUAAAAUUACUAUGUAUGCCAUCCUUUACAAGAUUCGAGCUAAUACUUCAAAACAAACCAAAGUGUUAAAGCGAAACUAUCAGAUGGUACUUGUGCAGAUCUAAAUAAAACUGUAUCUGUCAACUGUUUAUCUGGAGAUUACUGUAUACUUUAAGAUGCAUGUGUUUCUCUUGAUAGUAGCAAUUAAUUUGCUAUUGGAAGAAACUUAUAAGACUAAAAAUGCUUACCUUCGAAUAAAAGCACAGCUACAAAUUGUGCAUAAAAUUAUUGCUUAUUUAAUAAUUAAUGCCUUCCUCUCUCUAUGCUAAAUCCUGCAAGAGAAAAUUAAACUGGUAAAUGUUUGUAAUCAAAUGAUUCAGGUUUGUUUGGUGCUAGUUCUUGCUAUAUUAAUUAUUGCCUCUUAAAAGGAAGUACAUAAAAUUAAAAUGUAUGUGUAUUGAUAGAUUAUUAAUAGCCAAAUUAAUUAGGAAGAUACUAAGGAACUGGUAUUUGUGUAUCUUAAAAUGAUUAAAAUAUUCCUCAUUAAUCAUAAUUAAUCUAAUUUUGCUUUCGAGGAGUUUAUUGCAUUUCUAGUAAUAGCAACGGAGACUACUGUUAGAAAGUUGAAGGUAUUUACAAGUGCUCAGAUUCAUUAGGAAGAUGUAUUUUGUAAACAGAUACUACUCCAUGCAGUAGUUGUUCAUUUAAAGAAUGUUUAUUGAAUGGAAAUUGUAUUGCUUUAAAUAAUACUUAUUGCUAGGAUUAUAAUGGAAAGUGUUUUGAUGUGAAUAAACCAGGUUGUUAAGUAUGUCCUUUGAAUUAUUGCCUUUAAAUGCCAUAAUAAAUCUGCUUGUAUUAUGAUUAAUUGGAUACAUCAUCUUAUA